CAGAUGUUUGAUUGGAUUGAGAUCAGUGGAAUUUGCAGGCCAAGUCUGUGUAUAUGGCUGAUCAGUGUAGAUAGUAUCAGUGAAAUUCGUACUCAGUUAUUGUCAUGUUUAUCACAACUGCUUACCUUUGCAUACUAUGAAUACUGGGUAAAUAUAAACUCAGCAAUUUAGAACUGAACUUUCUUGCAUGGUGCAUCAGCUACUUGCAUGAAGUACACUGUACAUCUUGUUUCGCGCUUAUCAGUUUACCAGUAUGAGUGGGCCACAGGAGGCAUAUUGAGCUUUGCACCACUAGAGUGCGUACAUGCAGUAAUCAGCUGGGCUUACAUGUAUACAUUAGAAAUCGUGAGCGUUUGUGAUUCCACAAUGGCUAUUCAUGCUGCCCCGAAAGUCUCGGUUGUGUGCACUCAGUCAAAGAAAAUUCGAACUUCCUCUGUUUUCUGCUGGCGAAAGCAGUGUGUCCCGUGACUGGACUGCUGAAAAAAAGACAUUGGUUUGGGCUGAAUAACCAGGGGGAAGGGAAGUUUGAAGUGUUAUAGGCUAUUCCCGAAGGAGACGUUUUUUCGAAAGUUUUGUUAAUAACACGCCUGAAAUUAACCCCGUAAGAAAACUGUUUAUUGAUAUUUGAAAACCGAGUUUUCAAAUUAUUUGCGUUAAGCGGAUAAAGCUGCGGGAAACAUACAAUGACAGCUAUUCAGAUGAAGUUGCCAGGAGGAGCCCAUCGAGAGAGGAAGUCCCAGCCUCUCUUCCUGGAGGUGUUGAUCCGCAGCCUAAUCAUUCUCUGCACGGCCUUGGCUAUUGUCCUCUCCUCCAUUGCCGUGUGCGACGGCUAUUGGUUGCUAGCGGGCGGCCGGAGGAUGUUUGGUCUGUGGAACUUCUGCACCUGGGAGGCUGCGGUGGAACCAGCAGCCCCCCCUAACUGCACCACCUACCGCAGUGAAUCUGGAGUUCAGGGAGUGGCGUUGAGCCUGUGUCGCUCUGUUGUCUCUCUGGCAGUGGUGGGAGGCAUCUUUGGCCUGGAGCUGCUAGUAAUGUCGCAGGCGAGUGAAGGACAGGACUCACGCCGGCGGUGGAGCCUGGGGUCGGCCUUGCUGCUGGUGGCGGCAGCGUUGUCCGCGGCCGGCGUGGCGUUGUUCGCGGCCCUGCUGUGGCAGCACGCCUCUCCCCUGGGCUUCACACUCACCUUCUGGUGCCAGUUCACCGCGGCAUUUUUGCUCUUUCUCAACGGCACCGCCGCGCGCCAUGUCCAUCACAUGGCCCAAGCAGGCGGCGCCCCCGGGGGUUUAGGGGAUGGGGGGGGGCAAGUAUGGAAGUGCCAAGGGUGAAAUAUCCUGGCGCGUCCAUUGCUCCAGCUGUGGCAGUACGUUCCUAACACACAGACAUCCCAGGAACUGUGGUUGUUCUGUCGGAGACAGACUCUGGGUCAUGUCCUUGGCUAAGGACUAUUGAACACAGUAGACAUUAGGACAUCUGUGCCUUGGCAGGAAUCACAGUGACUGAGAUGUGUCUUGGGGAAUGGAUAAGCAGUAUGUUCAGACCCUCUAGGCCUCAUUCAAGCUGCCUGCUCCUAUCCAGUCGUCUUCACUGUUCUGUAGAAACACAGAUCUGGAUUUUGCAUAUUCUCAAAUGCUCUACAAUGUUUUUCCUAACUUUUCCAAGUUGUAAUAAAGCCCUUAAUUUCCCUUU
This is a messenger RNA of Esox lucius (northern pike), 1686 nucleotides long. It is a transcript of the gene tmem37, whose product is annotated as transmembrane protein 37. Gene Ontology annotation, molecular function: calcium channel activity; voltage-gated monoatomic ion channel activity. Bases 684 to 1325 code for a protein of 213 amino acids. The transcript is spliced from 2 exons. Gene Ontology annotation, cellular component: membrane. The record is from RefSeq and is a predicted model, not a curated record. NCBI's taxonomy places the organism in Eukaryota, Metazoa, Chordata, Actinopteri, Esociformes, Esocidae.